GCUGGUUCCGAAUAUACCGGCUCCGAGAAUCAAGACGUCGCAUUCAAGGAUCGAAUCGCUGUCGCCUGCUGAGCCCAUAGUAGGGCGCCCUACUCGCUUCUAGGCGGCUUCGCGAGUCGCAGCCGACCACACCAUGGAACGAGAUCGCCGGCGACUGACGACCGACAGAAAAUGGGAUACGAAGACGGUGACAAUUGCAAGUACAACUUCGAAGAUGGAUUCCUCGUCGCGCUGCAGUGAUGCUGGGCGGUAAGUACUGGUAAGCACGUUUCAAGUUCCAAGUUCCCCGGGAUCCAAUUUCACUGAUUUUCUGGGGGACUCGUAAAAUAGCGGCCCCCGCGGGGGGAUGAUUGCCAUUGAGGGCUUCCAGCCUUCAAGCUUCAAGCUUCUAUGGCUUCAAUCCAAGGCAAAUCAGGUCCUUCAGGGCGUCAGCUUAUACCCACUAGCCGGCACAUCAUUCACACUACUUACUAUGAGCUGGCCUGUGUAUGCUUUCCCCUCAUCCUGGCCUGAUCUUACAACACUCUUGCAGGAGCCUCGGCAUCUGCCAGACUCAACGAUGUUCUCUGGGUUCUGUUUGGCUAGAGUCCAGUGUCGGUGGGAUAUGGAUACCUCGAGUGCCGGUUGAUCGACCGGCCUUGCAAUGUACAUACAUCCACUGGCCAUAGCCAUAUCCGUUCCUGUGUCUUUCUGUGCGUGGCCAAACGGUUUCUCUCUCUUGAAGAGUUUAUUGCAGAGAGAGGCUCUCCGCAGAGAAACCGUGUUGGAAGGAAACAUUGUGGUAGCCACGCCUUAAGCCCUACUUCUGGCAACAAUGGCUCUUGCGACUACUGCGGCCGUGGCUGCCGGCAGCUUAGCCGUCGCAUCCUACCUUGAUGGAAAGUACCAUAUCCGCAAGGACCUCGGGACGCUGGCCCGAAUGCAAAGAGGCAAGAGAGAAUACGGCCGAGUGGUAAAAGAGGACAAAGUCAGUCUAUGGUAUGUGCUGGAAGCCCAGUGCAAAGCUCGAUGGAACCAGCCGGCCAUCUGGUCACGAGAAGGAACGUACACCUACGGCGAAAUGUACGAGGAAUCCGUCCGGUACGCCCAGUACAUGCUGCAAGAGGGCAUCAAGCCAGGGGAAUUGGUAGGGAUGUACCUCAUCAACUCGCCGCGGUUCAUGUUCGUCUGGUGGGCAUGUCUGGCCGUCGGGGCGGCUCCAGCUUUCCUCAAUUACAACCUUGAAGGCAAGGCCUUGAUCCACUGCUUGGAAGUGUGCGAGACGAGAUUGAUAAUCGUGGACGAGGACCCGGGUUGUCAACAGAGAAUCAACUCCAGUCGUGAACAUAUCGAAGCCCGGGGCACCAAGAUUGCCGUCCUUGAUGACGCCCUGAAACAGAAAAUCUCGUCCAUGCCGACGAUCAGACCGGGCGACGAAUGUAGGAAUGGGACAAAGGGCAGUUUUCCCUACUGUUUGAUUUACACCAGCGGAACAACAGGUCUCCCCAAAGGCUGCGCGUUCACUCUCCAAAGAGUCUAUUCCAUCUGUGGGCACGACACACCAUCUUUCGGCUCCGUCCCCGGCGACGACAGAUGGUACAACGCCAUGCCAUUGUACCACGGAACCGGCGCCAUUACCACCUCGUGCAACCUAUUACAAGGCGUUUCUGUAGCCAUCGCACCGCGGUUCUCAGUAUCACGCUUCUGGAACGACAUUCACGACUCCAACUCAUCCUAUUUCAUCUAUGUCGGCGAGACGGCGCGGUACUUGCUCAACGCACCGCCUCACCCAUUAGAACGGAAACACCGUCUCCGCCUCGCAUACGGCAACGGCUUGCGCCCGGACGUAUGGGAGAAGUUUCAAACGCGAUUCAACAUCCCCGAGAUUGGCGAAUUCUUCAACUCGACCGAAGGCAUGUUUUCCCUCGUUGUCCACGACAGAGGUCCAUUUUUAAGAGCUUGUGUCGGGCACCACGGACUCCUCUUUCGCGCCCUCCUGCACAACGUGUAUAUCCCCGUCAAAAUCGACCAUGAAACAGGAGAUAUCUGGCGCGACCCAAAAACGGGAUUCGCUCAAAGAGUUCCAUAUGAAGUCGGCGGUGAAAUGCUCGUUGCUGUGCCCAACAAGGAUGCCUUCCAGGGAUACUGGCGGUCCCAAGCGGCGACAGAUAAGAAAUUCUCCACAAACGUGUUCAAAAAAGGCGAUAUUUAUUAUCGGUCUGGUGAUGCUCUAAGGCGCGACCGUGAUGGAAGAUGGUAUUUCCUCGAUCGACUGGGUGACACCUUUCGCUGGAAAUCCGAGAACGUCUCGACUGCCGAGGUGGCGCUGACGAUGGGCCAGUUUCCCGGUAUUGCGGAGGUCAAUGUCUAUGGUGUGCUUGUGCCGAAUCAUGAAGGAAGGGCUGGUUGUGCGGCCGUCCAUCUUGAUCCGAAUCAUACCGGGACCCCGGUCGAUUAUGAUGAAUUGUUAAGGUAUACGAGGGCCCGGCUGCCGAGAUACGCUGUGCCGGUUUUUCUGCGGAUUGUGAAGGCGAGUACCCAUAUUCAUAAUCAUAAGCAGAAUAAAGUCCCGCUGAGGAAUGAGGGCGUCGAUCCAAAGAGAGUUGGUACGGAGGUUCCGGACGGGAAGGAUGAUGUUUUCUACUGGUUGCCGCCGAAGGGGGAUCGGUAUGUCCCGUUCACACGGGAGGAUUGGGAGAGUUUGGUGGCUGGGAAGGCUAGAUUAUAAGAUAGGACCAGGACAGAGACAGAAGACGAGACCGAGUUAGCAGCAUAGCACUAUAUAAAAGACAGAUUUCUGGGACUGGAUAGCAACCUAGGUAUACAGUUGAAAAUGCCUGUACCGAUGCAAGUACAGGCCAUUGGACAAGAAAGCAUCGUGAUGAGAA
Messenger RNA from Exophiala dermatitidis NIH/UT8656, 2867 nucleotides. RefSeq names its product fatty-acyl-CoA synthase. The coding region runs from base 815 to 2707 and encodes 630 amino acids. Gene Ontology annotation, molecular function: long-chain fatty acid-CoA ligase activity; long-chain fatty acid transmembrane transporter activity. The record is from RefSeq and is a predicted model, not a curated record. NCBI's taxonomy places the organism in Eukaryota, Fungi, Ascomycota, Eurotiomycetes, Chaetothyriales, Herpotrichiellaceae. The transcript is spliced from 3 exons.